GUUCUCGCGACUUCAAAGAUCCAUGUGAUAAAGCCGGUGAUCCAUUGUCCGAGAAUAGUAUAAGAUUAGAUACAACUAAGAAGUAAGCAUGAAGAUAAAGUUCAAGUAAUCACUACCUCCACACAAGAACACGCAUGGUAAAGUAAUCACUACCUCAACACCACACAAACAUCUUCGACAUCACCCUCCUAAUAACGCAAAAAAGCACUGUAACGAUAAGAAAUGGAACGAUUCUCCUCGUUUGGUUAUGUAGGUGCAUGCCAGACGGUUGGUCGCUGACGCCAGACGUCAUUCGGCUACAGCCUGAUUGUUGGAUCGAGCAUGAUGUCGAAGGUUUGCGGCCCUGGCAAGCCGUAUGGGCGUUUGUUGCCCAUAAUUUUGUUCAAGGUUUUGCUUCUGUGGAUAUGGGAACAGCACGACCUAACGAAGAUAUUGGAAUUGGAUUUGGAGGUGCGGAGGCCGAACGCACUGCAGUGCGAAGAGACCGCCCGUAAAAAUGGUGGUGAAGAGAGCAUAAGCGUACCAGGAAGAAGGUUGAGAUUAGGGCACCGAGCGCGGACAAGAAGAGCGGCGAAUCCUGAGCAGCAUGAGUCCCACGCGCAGCGCCCACUGCCUGAGCGACCUGUUGGAAAACAGCACGAGACGGCUCUAGCACCUUCACAAGCAUCAAGGCUCUCAAUGAGUGGGAGAAGUUGCGUAAGAGAAACAUGCUCAAGUGCAGCUCCGUCUGUGCGUGUGCUCUCGUUAUUUGCACACGCUGUUAACUCCGCACCUCCAAUGCCAAGUGGUCUGCCACCAACCUUGGAAGAAUCCUUAGGGAUCGGCAGUGCUUCAGCACGGCUUCUAAACGAACGAGGGGGCGUACCUUCAUCUACUGACCAGAGUUCUGAGGGCGCAAGUUCGAGUAGAAACCUGGCCACAUCAUCGUCGAUGGGUGGCGUCAGUUCUACAUGCGAUACCGCGGCCAUAAACUACGACCCAAAUGAUGGCUGGUGUUCUGUAUACGAGCCGCUGACAGCCUUUUAUCCCAAACGGGUGUCACCCCAUUGUGCCCAAGUGAAGUGCGAGUUGCCAGCUGGUUCAGGCGAAUUCAUUGGUGCCUGUCAGAACGAAGAAUACAUUCAGAGCCAGAUCAGCUUCUGCAAAUCUCGCGUUUGCUAUGAUGCGGUACUUCCUGGUCAUGUGGCUUUUCAAAAGUGGACUCUUCAUAACGAAUUCUAGAGAAUGGGCCAUUCCGUCGCAAAAUAUCGUUACUCAUCAACUAGGGAAGAACGCUAUUCAGCAGCCAUCCCUGCUGUCUUUCCACAAACUAUGUAUUUAUCACUGCUCCAACGAUCAUUAUCGAGCAUCUCCUUCUCCAUCGACAAUUUUCUCCCCACAAGUGUGUUCCGCCGGCGCAAUUUCAAGAUAUGGAGUGGACUUUGCGGGAGAAGGAUCGCUUAGUAGAGGAGCGCUUUAAGGCUCUGGUGGAAGAGCGCAUGCGAAAAGAGGUGAACUCGACAGUGGGCGUCGAGGUGCCGAUGCUUUUCACCUACAACUCAGAUUGCAUUGAGGCCUUCAAGGAUGCCCUUUGUUACCUCAACUUCCCCAAGUGCGGAUGCAGACAGGAGUCGCUGCCCAUGUGCAGGAGCGUUUGCACCAACUACUAUGCGGGUACUACUAGUACUUCGUUCUGAACUGAAGAUAGAAGGUCAAUCAACAUUAAGCUGCUGCUUUGUGCUACUGCGAGUUUUUAUGUGAGGCAGAGACGCUCGUAAACUGCGACUGAUCCCGCAGUGCUAUUCCAGAUUUAUGAUCGUUUCUACCCCCGUGAUGGAUAUUUCCGGUCGUUUUUAUUGAAGAUUCGCCUUCUUAAGACGCGGCGUAAGCAAGCGUCGGGCCUCUCGAAGAUUGAGGUCUGCAAUCGUCUUUCUGCGUAAUGACGUGAUUUCUGGCCGAUGAUGGUCUCCGAAUCGGCUGAGGUUGGCAACAGUGCAGGCGAAAGGAGGCGCCGUGAUCAGUAGGACUUCCUCCUCCUACGCGAAUAAGCCUCAUAUUCCUUUCGUUUUCAUCGAUUCUCCCUAUGUUUUCUUGUUGGUCGUGUCUGGCUAUAUUCUGACGCCAUGUAGUUACCAUAUUGGAAAAUGAGCCUUCUUUGCCUGUAUGUUGCCUUCCCAGGCGCCUUUCCCUGUGAUCGUUUCGUAAAGGCUGCCGCGACUUCCGUCCCCAGGCUUGCCUUCUAAGCUGACGUCCUUUUCAUAGGCUUCCUUCGCGUCCUUUUCGAAUUUGCACACAGAGAGAAACUAGAGUAGACUCUUCGAUCCAAAGAAAAUAGAGGGGCGUCAGGCACUCUCAUAGUUACCUCUACCCCCGUAGUGCAUGUUUCCGCGCUCUUUUCUUAAUGGACACCAUUUUUCUGAACUAUGUAAUCGGACCUCCUUCGGGAGUCAUCCGUUAAAAUUGGAACGAUACAGAGAAGAUUAGCAUGGCCCCUGCGCAAGGAUGACACGCAUAAAUCGAGAAGUGUAAACAAUUUUUUUCGCUAUUUUGUCACGUUUUUCAGAUCAAAUUCAAACCUAUGCAUUUUGCUUGAUCUUAAUGCUCGUCCCCACUUCCACCCCUUAUCGCACAAUUCUUUCUUAAAUUUCUCCACCUUCACAUGUGGCAAAUGUCAGCUUGCGGUGCUUCGACUCCGGACGACAGUGGGAAUUACCAAGAGUGUGAAGAUGGAUUUAUCCUCAGGUACGGCCUGUUUGCGUCAUAUUACGGAGCGCGCGAACGAAAUGCAACUGACUUAAGCGCCAUACGAGAUGGCAUACGGAUUUCCAAUUUUGUUGGAGACGGCAUUCCCAGCCACCGACUUGGGACUUUCGUCGAGGAAUGCCCGCAAACCAGUAGUGAGCGACGACAGCUUAGUGGGAUAGAUGGAAAUGUUAUGAGAACGGGCAGUACUUACUUAUAUUAAGGUAAACAUCAAGAUCAAGGCAAAGCCGGGACGGCCUUUUCACGUGCAAAAAUAUCUAUAUCGGGAAUAAGUAUGUAUCGCUAUUGGUAGGUGGCUGCGGGGUCGUGUGGAUCCUGCUGAAGAAAAUUUCGAGACAAAUCAGAGGAAGAAGGGGAAUUCGCGCAUUCAGGCUAGGAUAUUGCUAACAAUCCAGCUCUAAAAACGCCUCCUCGGGGGGAACAAGUGAUGAGGAUCUUUCAUCGGAAUCUGAUGGUGACGCAACGAGGGGAGAAGAUACCGUAGGAGACGGUAUCAAGCCCAACACAAUCCGCUUGGGCGCGCUGGAAGCAAAUCGACGACGCCUGAAGCAGAUGACUGAAGCAUGCCAGGUACCUGAUCGCAAAACUUCAAAGCAUGUCAGAUUGAAACUAAAGCCAAAACCGUGUGCACUUCAGUCUAUCUUUGAGCUUACGAUUGGAUUGGUAAAUGACAUGCACUCUAUGUAGUCUUUUAUAGUUGUAGUAUGCUAUCAUCUGCGAUGCGUUGCAUCACGUGGUAGUUCGGUUGCGCCUUCCAAUGCAAUCAAGUAUGUAUGUUGUAAUAUCUAAAAAUUCAAAAAUGGCACAAUAAAUCUGAAACCAGGAAGCAUCUUUUGGGGACAACUCUGCGGUAGGUUCUGGCGUGAACGCGGACAAUAUGCAAGUAUCGGCAAUCGACAAACCGGAGGAGCCAACCUUGCUAUGGACUUUUCUGGCACUGUGCGCACUCUUUCUCGCGAUUGGGCUGAGCUACCUCUUCUCCUUUAUAGACCCCUCGUUGGAUCCAACACGGCGCUACCUCAAAAUGGUCUGUAUUCCGGUAUAGUUUUCCUUUUCAUCUAUAUUACUUACUUGCUUGUCUUUGCUUUUUUACGUGUUUUCCUUGCUUUACAUGAUAGCGUGACACCACGGAUAACUAGAACUCGCUUUAUCUACCAGUAUUCCUCUGGGUCUUGUUAUUCCUUCAGAUCGCCUUUGCGGUAGUGUAUUUCAUCUUCGAGUAUGUCCAGCAGACUCUUGAUGCUGGUAAGGUGGCAAGUCCAGACGGAAAACCAGUGGUCUUAGCCUGCAUUGAGGGGAAACAGCAAGUCUCAGGAAACUGCGCAAAGCGGCUUCGAUGGCCUCAGCUAACACAAAUGGCGUGCUCCACCAUGUGCACGGGAAAUGCUUUUAGGAAGCGUGCGGCAGUAAAUUUGAUGGCGUUUCUGCGAAUUCUCUUCCUUGUAGGCGGAAUGUGGUACUGGAGUCUCAGGAAUAGAAUAUGCACUUCUCGUUCUUGGAGCCGUGCCCGUGAGAAUAGGAAUAGGAGUAGAUCGUGGUUCUCAUUGUCGAGGCCAGUGCCUUUACCAAAGGCCUCUCGAUGUCGCCGAAAGAGCGACAUCAAGGCACUAGAGGUAAGGACUGUAGUCCUCAUGGGACGACAUAACGAAUCUCGGCCAAGCCAUUUGAAUUCAAGGACUCGUCCUGCUUCCACGCAAACCGAUCGAACAAUGACGACGUGA
Molecule: messenger RNA, 4463 nt
Organism: Amoebophrya sp. A25
Lineage: Eukaryota; Dinophyceae; Syndiniales; Amoebophryaceae
Source: the annotation of a GenBank genome assembly